GUUUGUUGUUGUGCCGGACAAGCAUGGAUUUAAUGGAAUUGUUUUUCAUUCCUCUUGGCACUGCAGUUAUUGUCUGCUAUGGAGUGAAACUGCUGCUUUUUAGUAGGAUGCUUUUUCCCAAGAUGUGGUUUCCACUGUCAAAGUCCUUUUUCACCUCUAUGGGAGAGUGGGCAGUUGUGACCGGUGCCUCAGAGGGAAUAGGAAGAGCAUAUGCAUUUGCACUGGCUGAGCAAGGAAUGAAUGUGGUAAUCAUGAGUAGAACCAAAGAAGCCCUGGACCAGGUGGCCAAGGAAAUAGGUGAUACCACAGGGCAGAAGGUGAAAGUGAUAAUAACGGACUUCAUACAAGAAAACGUCUACAGUGAAAUUGAAGAUCAGCUUAGGGACCUCAACAUUGGGGUUUUAGUCAAUAAUGUCGGCGUUCUGCCCAGCUACAUCCCCUGCAAAUUCCUUGAGUCUGCAGAGCUGGACCAGACAAUCACAAGGGUGAUAAACUGCAAUGUGAAAACUGUGGCCAAGAUGUGCAAAAUAAUCCUUCCAGGCAUGGAGAAAAGGAGAAAAGGGGUGAUUUUGAAUAUUUCGUCAGGAGCUGCCUCUGUUCCAUUCCCCCUGUACACCCUGUAUGCUGCAUCGAAGGUGUUCGUGGAAAGAUUUUCCCAAGGUCUACAAGCUGAAUACAAAGAUAAAGGGAUUAUCAUACAGGCAGUGUCUCCAUUUGGGGUUUCCACUCGGAUGGUAGAUUACCAAAAAACCAACAUGAUGAUCCUAUCACCAGAAGACUUCGUAAAAAGCUCCCUGCAGUACCUCAGAGCUGGAGACAAAACACAUGGCAGUGUCUGUCACAUACUUCUGGGCUGGUUACUGCAAUCAAUUCCCUCCAAGGUUCUCUAUGCAGAGUAUGUGCUGCACAGUCUACAAGACUAUGUGAAGAAGAAAGCAGCACAGAGGGCAUUAAAUGCAACCUUUGAAAAUCAUAAAACUAAAUAACCAGGAACAGCAAUGUCAAGACGUUUGGCCUUAUUAUUACUCAAAUGAUGUUGACAAAUCUAAGUUUUCUGUUUCUCAUUUAAACAUAGUGGUAAUUGUUGUACACCAUGUAUCAUUAUAACAACAGUUACUGGACAGUUGCACUUUUUGUUCAUGUAAAUUGUGACAUUGUGGGUAAGCCACCUUCAGGAGAGCGCCUUUAUGAAUGGUAUAUUUCCUUCAGUUCUUAUGUUUGGAGCGAUUGAUGUGUCUCCGCUUUAUUCCAAAUACACAUAGUCUACUCUUGCAGUAGAGAAACAUACUGUCACCUGUACAAUUUAACAUGAUUCAACACGACUUUGCUGCUAUAAAGUCUGCUGUCAUGAUGCCUGUAAUGUUUAGUUUUUAUAGAGGUGUUAA
Molecule: messenger RNA, 1385 nt
Organism: Epinephelus lanceolatus (giant grouper)
Lineage: Eukaryota; Metazoa; Chordata; Actinopteri; Perciformes; Serranidae
Gene: hsd17b3
Product: hydroxysteroid (17-beta) dehydrogenase 3
Cellular component (GO): endoplasmic reticulum
Molecular function (GO): testosterone dehydrogenase (NADP+) activity
Source: RefSeq, a predicted model, not a curated record